AUGGAUGAAAGAUUGAAAACAUUACUGCUUUCAAGCUUUAUAUUAUUUAGUUUUUCAUAUAUUUACGAUUUACCCGCAACAUUAAAUGAAAAUAUAAAUUAUGGUACUACCCAUAAAGCUUGCAGGUUAGCUUUACUUUACUCAGUUUACGCUUUUCCCAAUAUCAUCAUACCUUUAUUAUUUAGAUGGACGUCUUCAAUAGAUUUACCUCUCAUUUCAGAAAUAUUGGUUUUUUUAGUUUUUCUAGGGCAAGUUACGUACUCCAUCGGCGUGUAUAAAAUAAACUAUAAGAUUAUGGUUUUAGGUAGAUUUGUUUAUGGAUUGGGCGGAGAAAGCUUUUCAAUUAUAAUUAAUAGACUAAUAUCAAAAGAAUUUAAAAGCAAUAAUUUAUCUUUUACUUUAGGAGUAUUUUCAAGUAUUGCAAAACUGGGUUCAAUUUUAAAUUUUUUAAGUUCUCCUUUAAUAGCAGAAAAAAUUCAUAGAAUUUUACCUUGUGUAAUAGGAAUUAUUUUGACUGCUCUAAGUUUAAUUGGUUGUUUAAUUUUAAAUGAUGUUUUAUAUAAACAAAAAAGAUUCUCUUUGUUGAUUGCAGAAUCAAAUAAAAGAGAUUGCGAACCAGUAAAAAAAUCAAUAAAGUUAAAAAACGAAAAUAAUUUAACAAAUUUAAAUGCCGAAAUAUCAAGAGAUGAAUCCAAAAACACUAAAAAUAUAGAUUUUUCUCAAAUUUUUUAUCAAGUAGAUUUUAAUGAAUCGCCUUUUAAACCCUGGGAAACAGUAAACAAUGACUAUACGUCAGAGAUUACAGAAAAAUUAUCAAAAUCCGAUCCACAAGAGUUACAAAAAAUUGAAAAUACAAUUUUUUACGAGCCUUCUAUAAAAAAAGCAAAAUCUUUUCAUUCAACUUUCAUUAUUCUCGCAUUUAUUUCAUUUUUAGUGGCAAUAGUUUGGGCACCUUUUUAUUCACUAGCUCCAAUUUUAUUUAAAUCGCAAUACAAUCUAAAUACACUAGAAUCGGGGCAUCUACUAUCAAUUGUAGAAAUUUUAAGUUUAUUUUUGACACCGAUGAUAGGAAUUUUAGCCGAUCGGUAUGGUAACAAAAUAUAUUUGAUGUUAAUAGGGUGUAGUUUACUACUAUUAAGUCAUUUAUCAUUGGCAUUGCACAGUUUAUCUCCUUUCAUUAUUGUUAGUAUUUUAGGAACAGCAGGUCCCUUGGUAAAUUGUUAUUGGCCAUGUAUCCCAAGCUUAGUUUCAGAAAAUAAUCUAACUAAUGGAUUUGCAACAAUAUUUUGCUUGUUAAAUCUGGCCUUUACACUUUCGCCAAUUUUAAUUGGCUUUUUACUUUCUAAAUUUGAAAGUUUUAAAAUGGCUGAAUAUUUCAUUGUUGGUAUUUCUAGUGUGGUAUUUUUAACAACAGGAUUUUUAAUUUAUCUUGAUAAAAAAUUUAGAUUAGGACUUAAUCAAAGAGCAGAAAAGUUUAAACUCUCUUCAAGCUGUUAG
Vairimorpha ceranae is the source of this 1497-nucleotide messenger RNA. RefSeq names its product major facilitator superfamily domain-containing protein 1. The transcript has a single exon. Bases 1 to 1497 code for a protein of 498 amino acids. Gene Ontology annotation, biological process: transmembrane transport. Lineage: Eukaryota; Fungi; Microsporidia; Nosematidae. The record is from RefSeq and is a predicted model, not a curated record. Gene Ontology annotation, molecular function: transmembrane transporter activity.